Molecule: messenger RNA, 2262 nt
Organism: Hyalella azteca
Lineage: Eukaryota; Metazoa; Arthropoda; Malacostraca; Amphipoda; Hyalellidae
Exons: 5
Coding region: 114-524 (136 amino acids)
Biological process (GO): positive regulation of voltage-gated potassium channel activity; regulation of synaptic transmission, cholinergic; sleep
Source: RefSeq, a predicted model, not a curated record
GCGGUUGGUCGCCAGUAGUAAUCAAGACGUUGUUGAGACAGGUUGUGCCGGUGAAGUCCGCGUGAUUUUUUUACACUUUCGUGUUUCCAUUCCAAUAAAAAAGCUACGUCAACAUGAAGGUUUUCUUCUUUGCUACUCUACUAGCCGUUGUGGGCUCAAGCUACGCCAUUCAGUGCUUUGAGUGCAACAGCGCCAGGGACAGCGCCUGCAGCGACCCCUUCAGCGCGGAGUCUCCCGCCCUCUCUGAAGCUUUCGUUGUGGCCUGCGCACCCAACGCAACCUACAAAGCAUUCUGCAGGAAGACCAAGAUGUCAUUAUUCCUAAAUGGCGAAGUACGCAUCCAGCGAGACUGUGGUUACAUGCGACGUGAAAACUACACCUGCUACCAGCAGCGCUCCGAGGAUCACUUCUUUGACGUGUGUCAGUGCGACACUGACAACUGCAACACUGCUACGUCCUUCCAGGCCCCCAUCGUCGCCGCCUUCGUCAGCACCAUCGCCGCUGUGUUCUUUACUCGCGCUUAGGAUAUGAAGACUACGACGAGACGUGCAACAUGUUGCUUCUAAUGCUGAACGUGCAACCACGUCAAUGUUAAUUUGUCUGAAAUAAUGAUGAAAAUGAGAGUAGUAGUGCCUGAUGUGUGGGAUUUUCUGAAGUUUGAUGUCAGCUGUGUUCGGUUUGAUGUAAUUGUCAUGGUAUUCAACCAGUUAAGGUAUGUAAUUGCCUAAUUGGCUAGUUGUCCCGGCUGCAGUUAGUGGCACAACAUAGAAUAACCUGUGAAUGAUAAAUUCAGGGGAAAUUAUUCAACUGGAGGUACAAUGUGGAUUUGUUGUUCGUGCGAAUGAGUGUUAGUGUACACCAUUAGACGUGGAGUUUAUUUUAUAUGUUAAUUCAUUUACUUGACGUUUGCGUAGCCGCGAUUUGGUUAAUUCGCGCUGUAGUUAAUGCUAAAACAAACCUCUUUCCGUUAUGCCUCGAUGAUGGACGCUUGUUCUGUUGGUUUAGACCUGACCAAUGCGGAUACUGGAACUUUCCUUUGUACAAUUGACUUACAAAAUUUGAAUUAAUAUGAUCCGAGUUGACACCUCCAAAAAUAGCGAGAGUUUUUUUCGACGUGUUAGACACUACCUAAUAGUAUAUAUUCUGAGGGAAACUGUGACAUUAAAAUGGUUGGUUAGUUAUAGUUUGAGCCAUGCUACUAAAAUAUAUUCUUAAUAAAUUAAUUUUAUAAAAUUCUUCUACCUUUUUUCGAACGAUCACUUAUUUCAACCAAAUAUAAUAUCGUCAUAAAAUAUUGCGUACGAUGACUUUUACGUUACUUGAACCUCGAUCUUCGUUAUUUCCUUGUAUAUUCGUCGCGAAUUAUGUCAUGAUAGUAAAUGAAAUACAAAUGUAUAAAUAAAUUAUGGCAGAUUUAACAUUGCUUUGAGACAGUAAUGGCACGUUGGAAGCUGCUAUUCACAUCCGCCCGAAGAGCGCGGAUGAUUGUUAAUAUAUAACUUUUAAUGGAGGACUCCAUCUUGUUUUUUAUUGAUGGAUAAAUGAUGUUAAAUCCAGUAGACCGGUCGUACUUGUGGCGAUUGUGAAAUUGAUGGUACGUGUGAAUUUUGAAUGCAUGACUAAUAAAAAAUGUGGAAUUCAUGGUGAAGACUUGAAAUUAUUAGUCAAUAUUAAAUAAUUUGGUGUUCUGUUAAUUUCGAGAUAUGUUAUUCACGAAAUUAAUGAAUUCGUACCUCGUGAAAUUCCGAAUUACGCGCGUCGUGAUAUUUCAGAAUACUCAGUCCUUAAAAUUCCGCAGCGCGGAAUCCUUCCAUCUUAGAAUAUCGCUUUUCAAAAAAAUUUUCGAAUCUUGUUUCUUGGAAUCUGGGAACGCGUUUUUGUUGGUGUCUGCUCGUGCGACUCGUAAAUUUUAGUUUAGAUAGCAUCUUUCAUUGCACUGAAUGUAUUAGAUAAAGCGCUGAAGUCUGUACAAAUUUUGGAAAUUCUAAUCUUACAUAAUGGAUCAUUGGAUAACUAAAUAAAAUAAUGGGCGGAAGUUAAUUGGGUUUGAUUACUUUUACUAAUUGUUAACUAAUUUGAACGAAUAAAUGCAAGGAAGAACUGAAUAUUUAAGAGAAAAUUGUUGAAAAUUUAUUUAGAACUUGAUGUACAUUUCAAAUAAUUCAGAUUUGUGUGGAUCAAUACUCCAAUAACGUUUGAAUAGAAGGUUCGCUUUCCAUACCUUUUCUAUACAGUCUAAUAAAUACGAGCACUUCAACAUCA